GUGUUUUUCAGAUUUUGGUGUCGUUACGUGCAUACCAGGUAUGUCGGUCUAGAUGACUGGUCCAUGUUAUGUGCCCUCGUGGUCGCAAUUGGGAUGGGGAUUCAGAACGGGUUCCACAUCUCAUGGGGAACGGGUCGUCAUGGAUCGGAUCUCGACUUUCUCGCCUUCGAAUGCCCCAAGAACCCCUCACAAGCAUGGUCACCAACAUUUCCUGCAGAAUGCAACAACCUUGUUGCGACGUACUUCUCAACUGCCUCUAUCAAUAUCCUGACCGAUACUGUAAUCCUCGUAAUGCCCCUCCGCGCCUUCUGGCAGCUCCAGCUGCACCCCCGGAAGCGCUGGGCCCUCAUAGCCGUCUUCCUUGUCGGCGGUAUCGCAGUCCUCGCCUCCAUUGUUCGCAUCUACGCCCUCUACACCUACACUUACACCAAAGACGUCGCAUACGACGCUAUCUUUAUCCUACUGCUCUCUCAGAUUGAAGUCAACGUCGCCAUCAUCUCGGCGUCUGCGCCCGCGCUGAGACCGCUGUUUAAGAAGACUUUUAGGAACACAUCG
Molecule: messenger RNA, 555 nt
Organism: Paraphaeosphaeria sporulosa
Lineage: Eukaryota; Fungi; Ascomycota; Dothideomycetes; Pleosporales; Didymosphaeriaceae
Exons: 4
Source: RefSeq, a predicted model, not a curated record